AUGCCAUCCAAGCCUCAAGAGGAGCGCACAAACGUCAUCAAACUGGGGACACUGCAUGAUGUGCGGUGGAGCCAGCUUGUGUGGAACAAGGCUGAUGUGCUGGGCACUGGUGCAGCCGUCAACCACGAGCACGAGCUGUUUCAGCUCCAGGCCCAGUACGACGAGUCUAACUUCCUCACAUUGCCCGUGUUGCGAACAACAAAGGCGUCCGUCCUUCCAACCCGCAAGCGACAAGCUGCCCUGUACAUCUUUAGCUUGACCGACAAAGACCCGCCAAACUUGUCAUCCUCAUCCCAGGCAACCUUUCAUAAAGGGUCUGCGCUGGAUGCGGAGGAGAACUGCGACAUUGUGCAGCUCUUGUUUCGCGCCAUCAUGUCCAUGCUGGAGAGACACAUGGGCGGUGACGGAUAUGUGCGGGUGAACGACUGCUUUUUCCCGCGCGAAGAUGACGAACCACGACGACUUCAGAAUCACGGUGUGCGCGUCCGCCCGUUUCUCAUCCGCAGCUCAAACGUGUGCGUGCGCGUGCAAGCGGUCACCAACCCAUACCAGCUGCUAUCUGCACCAGACUACGAUGUGGCCGCACAUACACAUGCGCGGCUCGUGCCCACGGGCGAUGUGUGCGAGCUGGUGCACCCGCCGCGGCCAACCAGCAGCGGCAGCAUCAGCGACUGCGACGACGACAACGACGCCAGCGACAACACCGCUGGUGUUGCUGCUGUUGCCACCCACCCACGCCCGCACCAAGGCAACUCCACAUCUCCACUGCCAUUGUCCUCAGCACGACCAGCAGCAGCAGCAGCAGCAGCAGCAGCAGCAGCACUGCCAUUCACGUACCCUCGCCCCGCGUGUGUGGCUGCGUGGGAGCGGGUUGCGCCCCACCUUGCCAGCGCGGUGGACGCUGCACCUGCUCAUCUCGUGCGCGUUCGCCUGGACGGCGUUGCUGGCGUGUACCCGGAGCGGCUGCUGGUUGUACCGCGUCACACCAGCGACACGACCGCCACCACCGCCAGCAAAGCACAUUCGCGCGCAGCAAAAGCAGCAAAAGCAGCAAAGGCAGCAGUAUCCGGCACGUGCGGCGCUGGGUGUGGCGAUGCAGCUGACGGGGAUGGCAGUGACGCAGAUGAUGCAGCGGAGAUUGACGGUGACGGGUGCACGCGCGUGUCUGCAUAUGCCGAGGAGAUGUGGCAGCGGGCAAUUGCAAACACGUGUGCUGUGCCUGGCCACGUGCUCACCACCUUGACCAGCCUCAACCAGCGCUUCAACACACUCGACUACUCCCACCUCAAUCUCCGCCCCACGCCAGCGCGGCACGCUCCGUCAUCCUCACUGUCGUCGUCGUCGUCGUCGUCGUCGACGCACGGGGCAUCGCGGCACCUGCCCCCGAGCAAGUAUCCGCAUGGUUCACGCGCUGGGUUGCGCGGUGCACAGCGGGCAGCGCCGCCGCCACCGCCGCUCAAGCUCCCCUGGGGCCGGCAGACGAAGCAUAAGGCAACCUGCAGCAGAUUUGUGCUGUCGCUGCUGAAGAGCAAGUUUGGUUCGCGGUCGGCAAGUGCCCGCAGGCGUGCGCGCAGUGUCAGGCAUGGAAGUGAUGUGGCCACAACUUCCCCUCAUGCAGCACACGCUACCGGUGUUGGUGUUGGUGGUUCCUCAGAACGAUCCAGGCACGCCACGACACAUGCAUCAGCAACAGCAGCAUCAGCGUCAUCGCAGGCGAAGCGAAGUGGGGAUGCAUCAGCCUCAACGUCGGAUAUGAAGCGCCCGAAGCAGCUUGAUGAUGGACCAGCACACGCGACGAACAUGGCUCCGUCGACACAUCCACAAGGGCAUCACAGCAGCAGCAGCAGCAGCACCCGCGACGCGGCAUUGGCGGCAGCGAUGAUGAGCACAGCAGCCGCUGUUGUCGGCACAAGCAGCAGCAACCAGGGUCACCACCACAAUCAUAGCAGUGGUACUGUGCUGUCUCAUUCGAGCCACGCCACCACUAGUGGUGGGAAGCGGGCGGCAUCUGAUCUGCUCACGCCGCCGUAUGACGACCAGGACACCCUCAAGUCCCUCUUGCGAACCUCCUCUGCGUAUGCGACGACCGCGACCAGCACGGCGGCGGCGGCCGACGAUGGCGAUUCUGCGCUGGUGCUGCCGGGCACGCCGUCAUCACCGCCCUUUGCCGCCUCCCUCGCCCCGCUCGCUGUUGGCGGCACCACCAAGUUCCCCGUUCCUCCCGCCUACAAGCCCCUCGCUAUCAAGCCGUGUCAGGGCCCGCCAACGUGGACACCGCCAGGCACAGGCGAAUACGAGGAGCCAACCAAGGCGCCCGGUUACAACCUCCACAUUCGCCCAAAGCCGCCCUCGCCAUCGUUCUUCACCAUUCCGGACGCCAUGAAGGACUCGUGGUCCAGGCCCCCAACAGCGGCGGCAGCAACAGCAGCAAAGGAGCGUGAGGAUGGUGACGACGAAGACAGUAACGUAGCGACUGUCAUGAAUUCGCCUGCUGCUGUGGCGUCGCUAUCUUCGCUGUUUGCUGCUCCCAACAGCCUGUUCAGCGCAGUGCCACACGAUGGUGCGUCCAACUCGCCCUCCCCAGCCGGGUUUGUCCUCAACGCCAAGUACACCGACAAGACAGACGCGCUUGAGUCAACCGCCACAAUUGCGCCCCACCUGCAGCCCAGCCCGGCGUCCGCCCAUCUGCUCGUCUUCUUGCAAUACGUGCGCCGCCCAACAGCCCAGCUGUCAACGACAGUCAGUGCCACGGGCGAUGCGAUGGAGCGUGCGGCUGCAAUCACCCUUGAGGCAAGCUGCUCCCUUCAGCUCUGCGACCAGCAGCCACUCGUCACAUACUACAUGCACCACGCACAGCAGCAGGCCCCCAUUCCAGCUGACCCGAAGCAGCCUGUGCCGAAACAUGUGUCGAGCAUGGACGCGACCAUGACAACACGCGUGCUCACGGCGCUGACAAAAGAUGGUCGCAAUACAAUUGCCGGCAUGCUGCCGCUGGCAGAAUUGCUUCCUGAGGCGCGGCCGCUACAUGCGCCGCAGCUGGCGGUGAAGACGGUGGCGCCCCUGAGGCAGCGCGACGCCGUGCUCACUGUCAGUGCCGCUGCACCAAAGAUGUGGCACUACCUUGGUCUGCGGCCCCAUGCCCACCGCAAGGACUGGGUGGUGGUGCCACUGUACAGGUGCUCGCCCGCGCACCGCCACACGGCCGAGUGGUAUGUGCAGCGCCUGGUGCACGCGUAUGCUGCCCGCGAGCUGGGCACGCUGACGGUGGUGCCGUAUACGCCCGACGCGCCCACAAUCACGCGCGGGGUGGAGUGCAUCAAGGAAGAUCUGGAAAGGCAGGGGCAGCCUGUGGACCGCGUGGUGCUGCUGGUGCUGUCGGAGGAUGGCGUGUGGCCAGAUGCGUUCUCCAACCCGGCAACCACCAUGUCGCUGUCCGCACACGCGCACUCGCUCAUGGUGAACAAGCGCAUGUACAUGCACCCGAACGCGGGCCUUGACGCCGCGUGCUACGAGAUGUACCUCCUGAGCCAGAGGCAUCUGGCUGCGCACAAGCCCAUGCUGCAGCUUGCGCCCACCGAUCUGGAUGCAGACUGGGUGGUUGCCCUCGGCACGCGGCUGUCCUUCAAGCCGUCCCUGUAUCUGCUGCACUGCGCGUACGUGGUGCUGCCCGACGCCAUUGUCGUGUGCGUGACCGACCGGCACGGCUCGCUCUUUGACCUGCACUUUACGCAGAUCCGUGAUGGCGAGACGCUUGUGGAUGGUGCCAGGGCGACUGCCGAGGUGCUCACGCUCGUUGUGCGGCGCCUCAAGUGCCCUGUCCACAUUGUGCUGUGCGGUGUUGGGCCGCGCGCUGAGGCAGCAGCGACGGCCUUCCAGCCACACCUGCAGCCGUCUCCGCCGCCCGCGUCGGAGCCAAAGGCCGGGUUCCUCGUGUCGUGCACGUGCGUGCUGUUUGAGCACGACGAAGGGGUGACGCUUGAUCGCGCGCCGGCGCCAUUGCCGCCCUCAAAGCAGCGGCGGCUGCAGCAGCUGAUGGAGGAGCAGAGGGAGACGUACAAGAAGCAGCAGCAGCAGCGACGCCAGCACGAGCAACGGCAGCAGCAACAGCAGCAACAGAAGCAGUGGCAGGGGCGUGGUCGGCCUGGCAGCGCUGGUGGUCCGCAGUCGCGACGCAGUGGCGGCAGCAGCAGCAGCAGCGCAGUGAACGCGCUCGGCAACUUCGGUUCUGCCCCACGUCGCCAGCAGUCUGCGAUGCUGGACAAGUACAAGAACUUGAGCAGGACAACGAGCAAGGCGCCGUCCGCGCACCGCCGCCACCGCUCGAGCAACAACAACAGCAGCAACAGUGGCAACGGCAACGGUGGUAGCGGCAGUGGUGGCAACGGGAACGGGAAGGAGCGUGAUUUGGUGCCGCUGCGGCUGGAUCUGCUGCAGGGCAACACGCGGCCACAGCCCCGCAUGUUCCUGAAUGUGGGCGGGUACUACGGCGCAGGGACGGACGCGCGGUGCCGCCUGCGCGCGUGUGCGCUGUACACGCUGACGGAGAGGGCGUGGUACCGUGUGACGAUGCUGUGGCACGAGCGAGCGCCUCUGGACGCCAUCACGCCCGACGUCACCCCGCGCGACUUCCCACCAGACCAGGACGACGAGUCGAAGGUGCUGGCAUUUGUUGUGCAGCAGCUACACGACCUGGCGCACUUGUCGCUGCCGGCUGGACGGCCCACCACGCCCAUCCACCUCCGCGCCCUCUCCAGCUUCUUCAAGUAA
Molecule: messenger RNA, 4767 nt
Organism: Salpingoeca rosetta
Lineage: Eukaryota; Choanoflagellata; Craspedida; Salpingoecidae
Exons: 12
Coding region: 1-4767 (1588 amino acids)
Source: RefSeq, a predicted model, not a curated record